Molecule: messenger RNA, 2358 nt
Organism: Coniosporium apollinis CBS 100218
Lineage: Eukaryota; Fungi; Ascomycota; Dothideomycetes
Exons: 1
Coding region: 1-2358 (785 amino acids)
Molecular function (GO): protein binding
Source: RefSeq, a predicted model, not a curated record
AUGCCGGCUCCUCGUCCGGAUGUCGAGCUGAAAGGCCAUUGCUCGGUGGUACACGAUGGCACUCUAUACACAUACUCGCCCGAUGCGUUCCAGGCUCUCGAGCUGAGACCAGGUGGAGAAUGGUCGCAGCUGGACAGAGGCGUUCAAGUGACAGGAGCAGCAUGCGUCAGAGUCAUUCCUGAUGGCGACCUCAGUAAAGCCGCCCUUUACCUAGUAGGAGGGAGCGUCGACCCCUCAAUCACACAUUACCCAGGUCUCGAGAGAUGGUCGUUUACAGAGAAGAGAUGGGAAUGGAUCUGGCCAGUCACAUCCGUCACCACGAACAGACGGAACCACGGCGCCACGUAUCUUCCAGCUUCUCAGGAAAUCCUCAUCUACUCGGGAUCCCAGGAAACCGGUAGUAGUUUCGCACCAUCAUCGGAAACAUUUGUCAUCUCUGUCCACGCGCCCCAUGCCGUCAGAGCAUUGAGCGCGACUGCCCCGCCCGUCGUAGCCCCAAUGCUCAUGCCAUGGAACGAAAGUCACGCUGUCAUGCUUGGCGGCGGAGCGCAGAAUAAGCAAGUCUUCCUCUUCGGUCCGGACCGCGGCUGGUCCGACCUUGGUCCGCAGCUCGCAGAAGGCUUUCGGGAUCAGUCCUCGACUCGGGCCAGCAUCGUAACAGGCGGUGAUGGAAGCAAGAUACUAGAGAUCUUCAACAUGGGCGUCUCUCCGAACCAAGUGACCGGUGUUGUUCUUGCCAAUGGAGACGGCUCAGCUGCCUCACCCAGCCAGACGGGGGGAGAGCGGCCCGCGAAACGACGAAGACGAGAUAUCAAUACUGGCGACUGGCCAGCCUACAACAGCACAUCCGCACCAACGACUACGAGAUCAGGGUUCUCGAUAGCGCAAGACGAGAAUGGCGUGGCUUUCAUCACCGGGGGCAAUGCUGAUGAUCCGCUAUCCAUAUUCGACCAGCGAGAGAAUACAUGGUUGGACGCGGCUAGUUUCUUCGAAGGCGACCAGGUAGUUGUGAUCUCAAGCUUUACUUCCGUGCCAGCAUCGCGGCCAAUACCAUCCAGCACGUCGACUCCGACAUCAUCAAGCACAGCAGCCGCCACUACACCAGUUGCUCCCGGUCCCAACAAGUCACGAAUGCUCACGGUACUCGGUGCCACGCUUGGCGCCAUCUUCGGUAUCGCAGCUAUUUCGAUCAUCCUGCUUCUCCUCUUACGGUGGAAACGACAACGGCGAAAGCGGGCAGGCGGAGGUGGCUACGUCGAGAAGGACCGCAAUCGUCUGAGUUUCCAGGACCAAGGCGCAGAGUUCAUGAGUGAGGCCGGAGGCUCAAUCGGACACAGUUAUACGACCUCGAAGAACAUCUCCCAGAGCUCUAUCGCCAUCAUGAGCGGCAAGAUCCCCUCUGGCCAUAAACGGGGCCUCGGUCCCCACGGCAGCGACGCCAGCACGGCGGGCCUCAUGCACAAGAAGAGCCCCCUUGCGUACAACGAUCCGGUGGAACUGACUAGGAUUGGCGAGGAACAGGAGGUCCAGAUCACAGAAAAGCCAGUCGCACGUAUUGAACCUCCCCCUCCGGCCGCUGUCCGUGACCCGACGCCCCUAACGGCCGAAUCUCCACCACGCCGCACCCGCAGCUCGGGCUGGAGCCGCUACUUCACCAACAACCAGGCCACCAACCUCGCGCGCAUGCCUUCGGGCCGGUCCACCUACGCUUCUGACCUCUCACGCUCAUCCGCCGGAAGCCAUUCCGAGUACACAAACUCGGCAUGCCUAAGCCAGCCCUCCCAAAUUGUGGCCCCCCUAGACCUCCACAGCGCCAAAUACGACGGCCAGCGUCUCGGCCAAGUCCCAACCGGCAGCCUAACGCCCGGCCGCUCUCAAGAACACGUCCCUGGCUCCGCGGCCGCAUUCAGCAAUAGCCUAUCCGCCCACCCCUCACGGCCCCACAGCGACGUGAGUUCCGUCUCCAGCUUCGGCGACCACAACCACGGCAGCAGCACGUCUGGUGCAACGGGCUUGCACACCGGCGCCACGACCUGGGAUCCGGUCUCGGACCCCGUGUGGAACGCGCGACCGGUCAGCAGCGUCUAUACCGAGAGCUUGCAUGGGAGCCCGCACCUGGGCAAGGACGCACCGAGCAGUUUCUACAGCGCGCAGUUUGGGCCGAAGAGCGCGACGGCGAGCCGGUUGAUCGCGGGUGGGGUGCAGCAAGGGGAUCGGGGCAGCACGAUGACGGUGUUUCCGGGUGGUGUGCCAGAGCCUGGGAUGCCGGUUCGGCAGGCGGCGAAGGGGAACGUGCCGCCCCCCAGACCUGAGAGGACGGACCUGGGGCAUCAGGAUAUGAGCUGGUUGAAGUUUUAG